AUGUCUUCUUCACAAAUUUACAAAAGUGAAAUCUUUCACGAUGAAGUGGAAGUAGUUCCAUCUUCUGUAGCUGUUCCUUCGAAUACGUUGCCACACCCAGGUUCUCCCAAUCUGUUUCCAAAAGUGUUAGCAAUAAUCAACACACUAAAAACCUCAAAGAGUUCUAUUGGUUCUUUAACUCAAAUUUUGACAAGUACACAAGGCUCUUGUCAACUCAUUCGUGUCUUAAAAAAUCUUUCAACUGAGGAGACCAAACACUUCACAACAAUAACACUCCCAGUCAUUUUUGAUCUUGCAAUAUUAUCAUUGAAAUAUAUUCAGUCACCAAUUCCACAACUUAAAAUGACUACAAAAGGCGUUGUGGAAUUGACCCGUCGCCAGGUGGCGGGGCUUCUUGCGUUGUCGCUUUUGGGAUUCUAUACACUUCCCCAGACCUUCAGAGACGUCUCAAUAUUCCCAAUCGUCUUCUUUGGCGGGAAAGUGCAGGCGACAAAGCUUCGUGCGUACAUCGCUUACUUUGACGGCAUUCUCCGAUUCUCAAAGGACGACACGGCACUUGACGACGAAAUAGCAAAACUGGACUCCACUGUGGAUUCCACAAAAAUUGAAAAUUUGAAACAGUCUAAAGUUUUAGAUGAAAUUGUUGUGGUUGAAAGAAAUGUUGUGAAAAAAUUUGACUUCGCAAGAAGUGAAGUGAAAGUCGUUGGGAAUGUCGAAGUCGAUGAUGUCGGUGUUAUUGAAGAUAAACAGGGAGCACUUGAGGCGGACUUUGCUAAUAAGUAUAUUGGCGGUGGUGUGCUCAAUAUGGGUAUGGUGCAAGAAGAGAUCCUCUUUUUGAAAUGUCCAGAGUCUUUAGUCAGUUUAUUACUAUGUGAAGGGAUGGAAGACAAAGAUUCUAUUCGGAUGUAUAAUGUAAUUAAAUACUCCGAUGGGGAAGGAUAUUCCCAUGGAUAUAACACAACCAAAGAGGUGUUUUCAAAGAAGGAGUUU
Entamoeba invadens IP1 is the source of this 990-nucleotide messenger RNA. RefSeq names its product poly ADP-ribose glycohydrolase, putative. NCBI's taxonomy places the organism in Eukaryota, Evosea, Mastigamoebida, Endamoebidae. The annotation marks the transcript as partial. The record is from RefSeq and is a predicted model, not a curated record. Gene Ontology annotation, molecular function: poly(ADP-ribose) glycohydrolase activity. Gene Ontology annotation, cellular component: cytoplasm; nucleus. The transcript has a single exon. Gene Ontology annotation, biological process: ATP generation from poly-ADP-D-ribose; carbohydrate metabolic process; regulation of DNA repair.